UUAGUAGAAGGCGGAUGGCGGAUGGUGAGUAACUGUGAAACAUAAUAAUAUGGCCACAGAAGAUUUAACUGUUCAGGUUCUCAACCUUGCUCCAAGGGUGACUCUUGCAGAAUUGAAUACCUUCUUCUCUUACUGUGGAACUGUUCAACAAAUCCAGCUCCUGAGGGAUAAAGACCAAUUACCGUAUGCCUUAGUGACUUUUGUGCAGCCCUAUACUUUUCAAACUGCUCUUCUCCUUGAUGAUGCUACCCUUGGAGGCCAACCAAUUGGCAUAUUACCUGCGUAUGAUAUAAGAAUUCCUAUAGUUUCAGAUGAAGACGUUAAAGAUGAUCACACCCAGAACAAAAACCAAUUAGCUUUCAUCCCGACUGCCAAUAUGUUGAGGAAAAGCCCAACUGCCAAUAUGUUGAAGAAAAGCAAAGAAGAGAUGGAGGAGAAGUUGAAGCUGUCGGAGAAAGCGGGGAGAGUGCUGAUGAACCAAACAAGAUCGGCAAUUUAUGCGGUUGAGCAGGCAGCAGGACGCAUGGGAACUGCACUUAUGAACAAUAACUAAGUUUCAGCUGGUACUAGAGGCUUUUCUGAUGUACUUGAUAAAGCCUCAAGGUCUGCCUCAGAGUUGGGAAUUAGGAAGAGAGGGAAGUAAAUUCAAUAUAACCCUAAUUCUACAAACCAUGCAUGCAUGCACAUACGAGUCUCUUAAAGUUGCAUGUACUUCUCUCUAUUGACACUUAAUAGUCAGUUUAUGAAUAACUUAACGAUCGUGUACAUGUAAUUAUAAGAUUGGAGUAUCAACAUUAUUACAAACAUCAACGAGAUAUCCGCAUUUUAAGAAAAUUGCAGCUAAUAGUAUUGUAGGAUAUUUUCAAACGUGUAAUAAUUUGUUUGGGAGAACAUUUCGAUGUUCUAUAUUACAUUAUGUAACAAGUAUCUAGGUCUUAAUAUGUAAUGAGCUUGUGUGUG
Molecule: messenger RNA, 960 nt
Organism: Pyrus x bretschneideri (Chinese white pear)
Lineage: Eukaryota; Viridiplantae; Streptophyta; Magnoliopsida; Rosales; Rosaceae
Exons: 5
Coding region: 50-553 (167 amino acids)
Molecular function (GO): RNA binding
Source: RefSeq, a predicted model, not a curated record